Molecule: messenger RNA, 14781 nt
Organism: Pelobates cultripes (western spadefoot toad)
Lineage: Eukaryota; Metazoa; Chordata; Amphibia; Anura; Pelobatidae
Source: the annotation of a GenBank genome assembly
CUGCAUUUGCCUUGCAUUGCUUAAUUUUAUCCCUUAUUGUUAUCAUGUUAUAUUUUAUGCAGAGCGAGUGGGCAACAGAAUGAAACUAAACUUCCUUCUACUGUUUCCUUUUGGAGAAAACCAAUCAAAAAUGAAUAUCGUGUAAAGAGGGCAAACAAUAUUCCAUCACAAUGGUAAUGGUAAGGACCUGGAUUGAGCCAGUGGUUGCAACAGCCCAACUGUCCUACUCUUUCUACGACACAGGUCUGCUUAUGGUGGUGCAGGGCUACUAUAACCGGACUAACUCAACAAGUAACAGUUCGAGUGAGGAUACUUUACAAAAAUCCAUUUCAAAUUUCUACAUAAUCUACAACCUUCUCACAAAACUGACCCCUUUCCUGUCCGCUUAUAUAGUGACAAAGCUUGGAGACAAAAUACACAAGAAGAUUACUCUUUGUCUUCCUCUGACAGGAUAUCUGGUAUCUACCUUGAUAUUUCUUUUCUUGAUUCUAUGGGAUUGGCCAAUACAGGUGAUCUUUGGAUCUGGUGCAUUCAUUGGUUUAACUGGCGGAUUCCCAGCAUUCUGGUCUGGAGUCAUGGUUUGGGCAUCACUGAGUUCAUCUGAGAGCCAAAGGUCCAUACGGCUUAUUGCAAAUGAAUGUGUGUUUGGGAUAGCAGGUUUUGCGGGCAGCUUAAUAUCUGGGCAUAUCUUUAAUGAUCUUCAAUUUGGAAACCACCAAGGGGUUGUUCUAGUCACCUGUAGCAUAAUAGGUUAUACGUUGUGCCUUAUAUAUAGUAUAUGUGUUUUGAGAAUUCCUUGUUCUAAAGAGUCAAACAUAACAUCUUCUGCAUCACAUGAGAACAAAGACAAAGCUAUUCCGGAAAGCCAACAGGACAAUAUUGAAUAUACCGAGAGCAGUAGUUUGAUCAAUGCCCAGUCCAGUGAAUCAUUACCAGAUAAGCCAAAUAAUGUUUCUAGAAAAAGUCCUGUCUCCAAGGUCCUCAUUUUCCUCCUUUUCAUUAGUGCUGCCCUAUACAAUUCAUCAGUAAAUGGUGCAGAAGAUGUGAUUAGUCUGUUUGUACUAAAGGAGCCUCUAAGAUGGGGACAGGUAGAAGUGGGCUAUGGAAAUGCAGCAGCCUAUAUGAUAUUUGUUACAAGUUUUCUGGGAGUUAUUGUUCUCUCCAAGUGUUUCAGUGAUCUGAGCAUGAUCGUAAUUGGAAUGUUCUCAUUUGCUGCUGGAAUUAUGACAAUGGCCUUUGUUUCUCAGAGUUUCAUGUUUUACAUUGGUAAGUAAUUAGAAAGAACAUAACUAUAUGAUAUUUACAACAAUAUGUACAACUAUCUAACGUUCAUUUUUCUUCUGCUUGCUAUUUUAAUGCAUGUGUUUGACGAUGGUUGGGCAUUAUAGAUUACAGAUUAUAGCAACGUACCUUGCUUAUAUAUAGCAAUUUAUAUUUGGGAUUCCAAAAAUACAGUUUCCUUGUUAAAUUUAGAUACCGGGGCUUUCCUCUCUCAGCUGGGACCAGAAUUAGUAAGAUUGACAAUUAAAUAGUUACUUAAAAAGUGUCAAAAUACACUUGGGCAAAUAGCAUGUGAUUUCUACUACGUAAAUAGUGUCAAAAUAGCCUUGGCUAAAUAGAAUGUGAUGUAUACGUUAUAAAAUGAUAUACUUGUGUGGUCCAAUUUUGUUAUCUGAUGGAUAAUAAGCUUACAAGACAAACAUAGCAAAUUGUAAAAUCGUUUCAUAUUGAAAUUUUAUUCUACUUCUUGUAUUUUGUGAUUUAUAACUAACAAACGUAAACUGAAAUCCUAGGCAUAUGAUGUACUCUGAAAAUCAGGACAAAAAAGGGAUUUUAUUUUGAAUAAUGGUUCUUAAGCCGAACAAAAUAUGCACUGAUUUUUAUUACCAAAACUGUGAAAAGAUUUUUUUCUUAUGAUAAAUAAGAAUUUAUAUAUGUUUAUGCCACAUCAAUUAAAACCCUUUUUGUCUAUUGACUAUGAGGCCAACAACUUAAAUGGGUUUAAGCUGUUUUGAUGUAUAGAGUGUUCAAUCAAUUUUACUUCCAUUCCACUUGAAGAUGUUGGUUUACCAUAUCAACAAUACAAUUAUGUGUUUUAAAUUCCUUUUAGCUUCAACUAUGACAAAAUUCCCAUGGUAAAUAGGAGCAAACUCUUCCUGUUUUUCUACAGAUCAGAUAAGUGCCUGACAUCAGAAGAAUAUAUGUUGUUUGAUUACUGAAAACCUAGAUAAUUUUGUCCUAAAAAGGGAACAUAGACCAUAUAAUUAACAGUCAUAUACCUGUUACACUGUAGGUAGGCCCAUUGUAGGUCUAUAAAUUAAUGAAAAAAUUAAAAGUGUGAAUAUGAACCUUAAUAUCCUCUGAAUAAAUAGAAUGUUGUUGGUUAUUUAUAAUUGAAUUCCAAAAUCUAGGGUUACUCCUACCAAUAAAACAGUAUUUUAAUAAAGCACUAUUUUUGCAUUUGUACCCCUUACUGAAAUGUCUCCCACUUUAACCAAAUACCAGUAUAUAUUAAGAAACAAACAUUAAAAUUACCUACAAUCCACCUCAGGACCAUGUUUUAAUAUUUUUAUUAGUGAUAUUGCAGAAGGUCUUGAUGGUAAGGUAUGUCUUUUUGCUGAUAAUACUAAGAUAUGUAACAGGGUUGAUGUUCCAAAAGGGAUAAGCCAAUUGGCAAAUGAUUUAGGUAAACUAGAAAAAUGGUCAGAGUUGUGGAAACUGACAUUUAAUGUGGAUAAGUGCAAAAUAAUGCAUCUUGGACGUAAAAACUCAAGGGCAGGGUAUAGAAUAUUUGAUAGAGUCCUAACCUCAACAUUUGUAUCUCGUAGAGGUAUUGAUACUUUAGAGAGAGUUCAGAGAAGAGCUACUAAACUGUUUCAUGAAUUACAGAAUAAAACUUACGAGGAAAGGUUAAAGGAUCUUAAUUUGUGUAGCUUGGAGGAAAGACGAGACAGGGGGAUAUGAUAGAAACAUUUAAAUACAUAAAGGGAAUCAACACAGUAAAGGAGGAGACUGUAUUUAAAAUAAGGAAACCUACCACAACAAGAGGACAUAGUCUUAAAUUAGAGGGACAAAGGUUUAAAAAUAAUAUCAGGAAGUAUUACUUUACUGAGAGGGUAGUGGAUGCAUGGAAUAGCCUUCCAGCUAAAGUGGUAGAGGUUAACACAGUAAGGGAGUUUAAGCAUGCAAGCUAUUUCUAAAUAUAACUUAAAUGAAAAAAAUAAUAAUUAAAUGUGUCCAUAGUUUCAUUUGCGUUAUAACUAUUAAACAGUGAUUUUUGUGUUUGUGAUUUUUUUUGGGGAGGCAGUAGAGUGUCCCUUCGAAUGUUAAUCCAAGCACCAUAACCACUUCAGUCUUUUGUAGUGGUCAUGAUGCUUUGAGACAGAAUGUGCAGUAAACUGUCAAAGAUGAUAAUAAACAAAGGUAUAAAACUACAAUGUGACUUGAUACAUUUUUAGGUGUACUACAAAUCACACAGGAAGAAAAAUCCCUCAGAAAUCUUGUAAAAAAUAAAUUUAAAAAAGUCAAACAAAGUAUGCUACUGAAUUACUAGCCUCAUUCUUUUACAUAAGUCCACAAUAGUCAAAAAUCCAUUUAAGUGGCAAAACUUUGGCAAGUUAGUAAUGGAUAUAAAUUACUGUUGAGUGUUUGUAGACACUCCAGUUAAAGGGACACUAUAUUCACCUGAACAACUUUAGCUUAAUGAAGCAGUUUUGGUGUAUAUAACAUGCCCCUGCAGCCUCACUGCUCAAUCCUCUGCCAUUUAGGAGUUAAAUCCCUUUGUUUAUGAACCCUCCAGUUAAUAAAUGUUGGCUUGGCAUUGCACUAUGUGCUUCAUCUGGCCAGUUUCUACUCCUUGAGCAAAGUUCCAAAUGUUGAUAAUAGUCACUGGGUAACCAUUAAUUUAGGCAUAAAGAUGAACUCUCCAUCUCUCUCUUUAUGAAACUUUUAGUCUCUUAAGUACUCCCUGAAUGUCUAUGUCUAGGAAAAUAUUUACAAUAAAUAUGUUACAUAGUAACCUAGGUUGAAAAAAGACUAAAGUCCAUCAAAUUCAAGUGUGUGUGUUCUCAUGCACUCACACAGAAGAUAAUGAUUUAUUUAUUUAUUAGGUGGACGGCCCUGUUUAUGGCUGCUAUAACACUCCAGUUUGAUUUGCUCAACGUAUUAAUUGCAUUCAUAUUUGUUGGAAAAGGAGGAAUAAAAAAAGCAUUUAACAAGGACGAGCCUCAGACUUGUUUCAAUAUCUACUAACAGAUUGCAAUAGUGCAACUUUACUUUUAAAUUCAUUUUCUAAUAAUUUCAUCUAUACAUUGUGCUACCCAAAGCACAAAUGUUUGGAUUUCCUGGAAUCCAGAAAUAUAUCUACAAACAACCACUAAACAGGAAACUACAAAUGUUAGGUCAAACUAGAAAGGUCUCCAACUCAUUCCCUGUUUUUUUAGAUCUUAGCGUAAUAAAUAAAACUCCAAAGGGUUUACUUGUUUUUCUUAUUCGCAAGUCUGCCAAUUUCAUUCCAUAAAUACUCUCUGACAUUUAAUCCUGUUCCUUCAAUGCGGACACGGAAUAUGUUCAUUUUAAACAACAAUACACAUCAAUAGUAAUGGGUUUACAAUUGACAAUAAUAUUAUUUUAUCUCAAUUUUGUUUGGUGUUAUCAUGUUCCUCCUUUUGUUUAUUAUAGGAGAUACCAUAGUAUCCAUAGUAUACAAGUUGGGCUUCCAGCAGAUCAUGUCAAGUAGUAAAUGUCCCUAGGCAGAUAUUCAAUACUGGCUUGGCCAAAAAUAUAGACCAGUGAUGAUAAUGUCCUAUUUAACACGUUCAUUGUAAACAUUUAAAUUUAUACUUCUAGCAUGGGAUAGCACGUUGGUAGGCAACAUUUGACACCCCAGAUGUUGUGAAUUACAUCUCAAUUCAUGCUGCGCCAGCAUUAUGGCUGUAAGAACAUGGGUGGGUAGUUUACAACAUCUAGAGUGCUGAAAAUUGCCUACCCUUGGUAGUAUAUAGUGUAGUAUAGUAUGGUAUUGUAUAGUAUCAUAUGGUAUUUGAAACCAUGUGUAAAUCGUUAUGUGUUUUUGGUUAUUUUUCUGUCUUAUAUUUCAGCUCGAGUUGCAAUGAUAUUUUCUCUGAUACCAGUGCCGACAAUCAGAUCUAUGUUAUCCAAACGGGUUCAGGAAUCUUCAUACGGUGAGAAGCAAAUUUACAUCUCGGUGUCAUGUAGAUAUUACAUUCAAAGAAGGACAUAAUACUCCUUGUAAUGGCUCCCCGGGCAUAAAAGAGGUUAAAACCGUUUAGGCGAUAUUCCCUUUCCAGAUGCAAAGGCAUCUACUAAAUACACCAAUCCGCCGAACAGGAGAAACAAUACAAACGCUCCAAACCAUAUGAACGUUCCAAACAGUGGAACGGGAAAAACCAUUUGAAAGGUUUACACUCCCAAACAGGCAAUAGUAAAACCAUACGAAUAAUCCCCCCAAGUACGAGACGAGGCUCCAUAUUGAGGGUCAGCAGAUGAUCUGUUUAAUCUGGGCUACCUGCCCGGUAUUUAUGCAGGUCUCCCACCAGGUGGACACUCCUAUAAGGGACCUGGUGGGAAACUGGGACACAAAUUGUACAUUGACCAAUAGAAACAGUUUAACAGUAAACACUCCCACAUGCACAUUAUUAUCCCUCCUCUCUAUCCUGGAGAUAAUUGGGAAGUAACUCAAUUAUCUCCGAGGAUAGAGGCAAAUCUCCAUUUUACACAUGGUGAGGAAAACACAUAAAAUAUACAAUAUUACAACUACCGAACAGAAUAGAUACAUUCCCCAGAUAGCUUAGAUCUGAGCGCACAUUAUUACAAAAUGGUGCUCAGAUCACAUACAUGCAGUUCAAUCGCAUAGCUAUUUGGGGUAGCACUGUUCACAAAAUCAAAGUACCGAACGGCCCAACGUUCGUACAAACGAGACAGUAGAAGGGAGAUUGGCAGCUUCAGCGGUGUUCGUGUGAAAGUCAUAGCCGUUUCCAGUUCCAGGGAAUCGUCGACGAACAACACUGAGCAUUCGUCUGUUUAAGAUGGCUGCUGCCACGUGUUCGGCUAUACGAAUAACGGCCACCCAGCGUUCAUCAAUUAAGCUGCGGUUAACUGCAGGUGGUCCGGGCAUUCGUCUGUUGGUUCGGUAGAUUCAAUUUACCGAACGCCCUGGCAAAAAGGCAGGAACAAGCCUUUCUGCAGAGAUAAAUAAAGGUUUUUACAUGGGGGCCAUAAUCCUGGGGCAGCAGGUGGGCAACCAGGCUUCUCCAGAACAUAGUGGCGAUGAUGGUUUCGCCACACUCCUCUUCUAGAAAUGCAUCAAUAAGUUAUUUAAAGUGAGCCUAUGGGAUAAAUGUAGACACAGAGAAACCGGAUUAUGUAAAGAAUAUAAGCUUUAAUUUACUUUGUUCUGUGACAAAUAAUAAUUAUUUGACAAGUUCCAACUUUCAUUGAUCAGAGCUGUAGAAUUAGUUUGUACUGUAAAAACAAACGUAUACUAAUAGUAAUUAUAUGAUUUACUACUUGCCAUCUCUCCCUUCACAUUUACUUCUGUUUUUUUUCUCUAGGAAAUAUCUUUGUUGUACUCCAAAUGAUCCUAUCAGUCAUCGGUGUGAUGGCGUCAGCUGCAUUCAAUGCGAUUUACCAAGUUACAUUACAUUGGUUUAGUGGAUUCACCUUUAUUGUGAUCUUCAUCAUUGCAUUCAUAAGCUUUAUUCCCAUCAGGUAAUGUAAUGUUUAGAGCAGUACAUUCAGCUGGCCUAUCCAGCGUGUUGGUUUUCUUAGCCAUCCAGGCUUCUUCUUGCAUGGUUCUCUUUACUUUUAUACAGCUGGUACAAAAAUACAAUGUCAUAACCUUGUCUGUAAUACAGAGAACACCAACAGUGAGCUGUUCUACACACUAUCAAUUACCAACUAACAGCAUUUGAGAUGUGUUGCUGAACAGCUGUGUCCCCACUGCAAUUCAUACUAUUAAAGGGGAACUGCCACAUCCCAAUUUUUCUUUUUUCCUAUUAUGUUUACUUAUACCUGUAUAUGACCAAUAUGUAUUUUUAAAGGGGUGAAAAAAAAAAAGUUAAAUGAAGAAUGCCGUCAACUUGGUGCCUCCAUUUUGGCUUCCUGUCAUUCAUUUUAUUAGCUCUGUCUUAUACACCUGGCAGUCAGCAUAUAGAAAGCAUAAAGAUAGGAAAUUAAACAAUAUUUCAGCUUAGCCUUUCCGUUCCUAAACAAGAUAAUUACACAGUUGGCUAAAACUUUAAUAUAAAUGUAAAAUAAAAUAAAUACUUCUCAUGAAAAAUGAUUUACACAAGUCAGUAGCGGAACUAACGUACGUAUAAGAAUUCUUUUGGGCCCCCCCUAUUGCAAAAGCUAUAUCCCCAUCUGUCAUAAAACUCACACAAUGCUUUGUCAGCUGGGGAUCUACUAUUUGCCCAUCCUUACAGCAUUGCACUUAGCACUGAGCACUUUUUGUUUGAAUGUAAGCAAAUGUGAGUGGAUGUAGGGGUGUAUUUAGAAACAUAGAAACAUAGAAUGUGACGGCAGAUAAGAACCAUUCAGCCCAUCUAGUCUGCCCAAUUUUCUAAAUACUUUCAUUAGUCCCUAGCCUUAUCUUUUAGUUAGGAUAGCCUUAUGCCUAUCCCACGCAUGCUUAAACUCCUUUACUAUGUUAACCUCUACCACUUCAGAUGGAAGGCUAUUCCAUGCAUCCACUACCCUCUCAGUAAAGUAAUACUUCCUGAUAUUAUUUUUAAACCUUUGUCCCUCUAAUUUAAGACUAUGUCCUCUUGUUGUGGUAUUUUUUCUUCAUUUAAAUAUAGUCUCCUCCUUUACUGUGUUGAUUCCCUUUAUAUAUUUAAAUGUUUCUAUCAUAUCCCCCCUGUCUCGUCUUUCCUCCAAGCUAUACAUGUUAAGAUCCUUUAACCUUUCCUGGUAAGUUUUAUCCCGCAAUCCAUGAACCAGUUUAGUAGCCCUUCUCUGAACCCUCUCUAAGGUAUCAAUAUCCUUCUGAAGAUACGGUCUCCAGUACUGUGUACAAUACUCCAAGUGAGGUCUCACCAGUGUUCUGUACAAUGGCAUGAGCACUUCCCUCUUUCUACUGCUAAUACCUCUCCCUAUACAACCAAGCAUUCUGCUAGCAUUUCCUGCUGCUCUAUUACAUUGUCUGCCUACCUUUAAGUCAUCAGAAAUAAUCACCCCUAAAUCCCUUUCCUCAGAUGUUGAGGUUAGGACUCUAUCAAAUAUUCUGUACUCUGCCCUUGGGUUUUUACGUCCAAGAUGCAUUAUCUUGCACUUAUCCACAUUAAAUGUCAGUCGCCACAAUUCUGACCAUUUUUCUAGUUUACCUAAAUCAUUUGCCAUUUGGCUUAUCCCUCCUGGAACAUCAACCCUGUUACAUAUCUUAGUAUCAUCAGCAAAAAUACAUACCUUACCAUCAAGACCUUCUGCAAUAUAACUAAUAAAAAUAUUAAAUAGAAUGGGUCCAAGUGCAGAUCCCUGAGGUACCCCACUGGUGACAAGUCCAAGCUUCGAAUAUAUUCCAUUAACUACAACCCUCUGUUGCCUGUCACUCAGCCACUGCCUUACCCAUUCAACAAUAUUGGAAUCCAAACUUAAAGAUUGCAGUUUAUUGAUAAGCCUUCUAUGUGCAACAGUGUCAAAAAGCCUUACUGAAAUCUAGGUAAGCAAUGUCUACUGCACCACCCUGAUCUGUAAGUUACAUAGUUACAUGGCUGAAAAGAGACAUUUGUUCAUCAAGUUCAGCCUUUCAUCUGUUUUGUGCUUCCAAUUUUGCAACAAACUAAGAAAAAAAACACACCUUAUUGACCCCAGAAUGGCAGUCAGAUCUCUCCUUGGAUCAAGAAGCUUUUAUCCCACAAAGUAAAAAUAUUAUGUUUUUUGAAGUUAUUCAUCCAGUUGCUGUUUAAAAAUCUGUACAGAUUCUAAUAAAACCACCCCUUGAUGCAGAGAAUUCCAUAUCCUUAUUGUUCUUACAUUAAAACAACUUUUCCUUUGCCUUAUACUAAAUCUCCUUUCUUCCAGUCUAAAUGUGUGACUUUGUGUUCUAUGUAGAGUCCUGUUUAUGAAUAGAUUUCCAGACAAUGGUUUGUAUUAGCCCUGCAUAUAUUUACCUAAAGCUAGCAUAUCCCCUCUGAGGUGCUGUUUUUCUAAACUAAAGAUAUUUAAAUUUGAUAACCUUUCAUUAAAACUAAAAUGCUCCAUUCCACUUAAUAAUUUAGUAUCUUUAUAUAUUAAUGUUGUAUGUAUCUGUCAUCACAUUCUAUGUUUCUAUGGGUUUUUUUAGUAGACUUCCUCUGUUCUUUUUCUUGUGUCGUAAUAUUCUUCUUUAGAACAGGUAUCCACAAUUGCACAGCAAGUUGUGGUUUUACCAGUGAUUUAUAAAGAGGCAAAAUUAUAGUUUCAUCCAAAAUGAAUGCCCCUUUUUAUACAUGACAAUGGCUUAAAGGGAUUCUCCAGUGCCAGGAAAACAUAUUUGUUCUCCAGGCACUGCAGGACCAUCUAUUGCCCCUCUACCUCCCACCCCCCCAUCCCAAGCUGCUGAAGGGGUUAAAACCCCUUUAGUGACUUACCGGAGUCCAGCGCCGAUGUCCCUCGGCACUGAGUCAGGCUCCUCCUACUUAUCUUCUAAUAUUUUACUGGCCUAUAUUUUACCAUGAUUUUGAAAUAUGGACUUAUAAUCAUGGCCUCUGUCGUAUAGCUUUAAAAAAAAAUAUUCUUGAGUGAAUUAUAAUUUUUUGUGUAAAUACAUUCUCUCUGAAAUCUGUGUUGCUGAAACUUUAGUUUGAUUUAUUUUGAUUUACUUGCUAGAAAGAAUUAAUAAAAUCUGGUUAACUUUUAAUAUUAUUCUUAUCAAUCUUCAGUGAAACAUUCUAAUGUUGGAAGUUAAUUUGUCAAAUUUGUUUAUUCUCUCCAGCAUUGCAUUCUGCAGGGAAAAAAUUAGAAAAGAAAAAUAAAGGCUGAGCCACAAGCGUAUUUAUCCAUCUUAGAGUUUACAUAAAGGCAAGACAUUCCUAAUAUCGUUCCAGAAAAAAAGUGGUGGAGAUCGAAUAAACAUAUAUUUAUUGUUAAAGCUAAAUAUUGCAGUAUUUAUGUGAAAUGCAUUGGCAACGAUGCUUUAACCACUUUGCCUCAACAUGAACUAUGUCUUUUAUUUUCUAAAUCUACCCCCCUGUGGAGAUUCAGAGCAAUGAUUAUUCACCGGAAGCUCAUGGCACGUGAACUAAUACAGCCCCUAAAUACGAAUUUAUGAAUCACUAAAUCUAAGCAAAAUCACCCAUCUCUAUGAGAAGCUUUGGAGAUCUGUCUUGAAUGCUUCUAACAUUUGAUCGGACAACCUUCAACACUACAAUAAAGGGGUGCAUCUUCAUCGGCUGCUGAGACCAGUACUGCAGCUAAUAAAAGGUAAGUUUUUAGGACUUACACAAAUAUUUGUGUACAUUUUAGUAAAUGCAUAUUUUUUUGCAAUGAUUAAAGGGGCAGGAAUACAAACGUGUGUUCCUGAACCUAUGGUGCUAAAAAUACUAUUUAGGUGGGAAAGCAUUGGAUUGUCAAUUUUGAAAAUCUCAGUCAAGGAGGCAGGGCAGGUGCAGGGGCAGGAGCCCGAGCCAAAUGCAGCACCGGUCAAUCAGCAUCUCCUCGUUGAAUCAAUGCAUCUCUAAAUGGCAAGUUCAGCGUCUUGUGCAGCACUGACCUUGGAAACAUCUCUAGUGGCCGUCUGAGUGACUGGCACUAGAGGUGUUCCUAGGCUGCAAUGUAAACACUGCCUUUUCUCUGAAAAUGCAGUGUUUACAUUAAAAAACCUUCAGGAACAAUAUAUAGAAACCAGAACAACUACAUUAAGCUGUAGAUGUUCUAGUGACUAUAGUGUCCCUUUAACUGUAACCUUCAUUACAAUUGAGCCGAUAACAUUUAUUGGCAACUUAUCAGCUCCCAUAAGCCUUUUAUCAGUUUGAAUAAAUGUAAAAAAAUGUUGCCACCUGGAUUUAACUAAGAAAAUAGGUAAGAGCCUCCUAUUGUAUAGUUACUGAAUGGACGAUUAUCUUUCAACUGGCAACAAGUUACUUAACCCCAAAUGAUGCAAUGAGUAGCUUCUCAUGGUCGUGAAAAAGAUGUUAGUUUGUUUUAAAGGGUCAAAUCAUUGACAUGCAUUAAGCAGAGAAAACAUCUAAGGAGAUUACAGAAACUACAAAAAUUGGGUUAAGAACUGUCCAACGCAUUAUUAAAAAACUGGAAGGAUAGUGGGGAACCACCAGUGAUGGGCGCAUCAGGGUAAGAAGAGCGGUAGAUGAAGUGAUGCACCCAUCAUGCCUAGUGCCUACUGUACAAGCCUGUGGGGACAGUGCUAUGAUCUGGGGUUGCUGCAGUUGGUCAGGUUCAGGUUCAGCAACAUUAUGUGCCCAAAGAAUGAGGUUAGCUGACUACCUGAAUCUACUGAAUGACCAGGUUAUUCCAUCAAUGGAUUUUUUCUUCCCUGAUGGCACAGGCAUAUUCCAAGAUGACAAUGCCAGGAUUCAUCAGCUCCAAACUGGUGGAUUGGCCACCACAGAGUCCAGACCUUAACCCCAUUGAGAAUCUUUGGGAUGUGCUAGAGAAGGCUUUGCGCAGUGGUCCAACUCUCCCAUCAUUAAUACUAGAUCAUGGUGAAAAAUGAAUGCACCACUGGACUGAAAUAAAUCUUGUGACAUUGCAGAAGCUUAUAGAAACAAUGCCACAGGGAAUGCAUGCCGUAAUCAAAGCUAAAGGUGGACAAAAUAAAUAUUAGAGUGUGUGACCUUUUUUGUGGUGGCAACUUUUUUUUUGGCCAGGUAGUGUAUAUACAUGCUUUUCUGUCAGUAAUCAUAUGAAAGGAUUAGAGAAAAGCAGAUGUGGUGACUACAUUUAAAAAGGUGUUAUUAAUACAACCUGAGAAUACAAUCUACCGAGUGUACGAAAACGCUUCUGGUUUUAGGCCUGUUUGGAUUUUAGCGCAUGGGGACUGGGUGAUGUCAUGUAUGUCAGUGAGCUCUCUUACUCAGUAAACGGGAGAACGAUCAGUAACCUCUUUCAUUACGCACAUUGUCUCAAAUUCGUUGUCUGUUUGCUUACUCCCUGGCACUAUGUUCAGAUUGCUGUGGACCUGCGAGUCCCAAAGGGCUGUCCUGUAUUGUUACUGUCUUAUUAUGCUCCUUUUCAAUAAAAAUCUACAUUUAAUAUUUAAUCAAUUAUUUUGAACAUCAACAUUAGUAGGAAGCAACAUGAUUUUGUGAAAGAAAGGUCAUGACAAACUAACUUAAUUGUGUCCUAUGAAGAAAUGAGUAGAAAUAUAGAUAGGGAUGUUCCUGUGGAUUUUAUUAACAGACACAGAGGAUCAUGAUAUGCUGCACACUUUCUUUAUUACAUAAUUAGCUAAGAAUACAAAAAUACAAUACAUAAAAAAAUUACAAAAAAUAAAGUAAAUGCAUCAUUAGCCAAUUACAGUAUGCCAAAGUUUAAGAGAGAAUAGAGCCUGUUCCAAAUUAUUAUGCAAAUGAUAUUUUUCUCAUUUACCUAAAUAAUUGAUGUAAAUAACAGUAAGCAUAAUUCUCAUGUUAUCAACUAUUAAGAGUACAAUUGUAGAUUAUGCUAGCUUUAGUGUACCUAUAAUCUUAAUUUUAUUAAUGACAGGAGGCGAGUAUUUGCUUAAGUCUCUCUUUGCUAGAACUCGACAGCAGCACAGAAAACAACCAAUCAGAAAAAAGUUAGGUACUAUAAAACUCCCCCCCCCCAUGCAUCAUUUCCUCUUUCAAGCUGCGACAAAACAGAACACAAGGCAGAAAAUAUAAUGGGAAAAAACGAAGUCCUAGAUACAAUGAAUACAACAAUGUCCACCAUCUGAAAAGAGCUGCCGAACCAGAUAGCGUUGAUGGACUGUAAACUGAAACGAGAGAAAAACAGUAUCGAACAGGUUGAUUAUCCAAUGAAAUGUACUCUGAACAAACAUGUAGAUACCCAAUGUGGCAACCAAAAUUAAUGUAAUCUAGAUCCCAACCCUAUAUAUGAAAAAAUAGACAUAAUAACAAGUGACAGGUUGCAGAGACAACAAGCAGAGUUGCAUACAUACCUGAUGAACACAAACUAUAAAGUUAAACAAGGGAGGGAUAAGAACGGGUGGGAAAUACUCGCCUCCUGUCAUUAAUAAAAUUAAGAUUAUAGGUACACUAAAGCUAGCAUAAUCUACAAUUUUAUAACAUGACAGGAGGCUUCGUAUUUGCUGUUUUAACGCUCAGCCAACAAAUCCAACGAUGAUUGUUUCGCUGGUACCUAAUCCGGAAGUUACUAGAGCCAUCCUAAACGGACCUUCCAACUGCGAGAAGUGACAGAAGACGGAUCGAUGAAGAUGCCAGCUGUCGAGGCACCUCAAAUGCGGGAAAACACUAUACGCUGUUAGAUCCAUUGUACGUGGGGUUGCGACCUGUUUCCUAGCAGCCAGACCAUGAGCUGCCAAGCUGACCUAUUAGCCAUUUUCCUGUAGGUGUAAACUGUCGAAGGUCAUUUGCGAACUUAGAGCCGUGAGAAGAAACUGCCAACAGGUCUCGACUCUUGCUGUGGACGGCGGCCCCACCGAUCGUGCCAGGUUACCAGGCAAUGUGGCCUUGCAGGUAAAUCUCCAACCUCACCUCACCAAUUCCGUCAUAGAACACAUUAGGGUCUUUUCGUUCCCUCCUGACCUACCCGGUGGGUAUUCUCAUCCAAGAAUACAUUUAUAAAGCAGGCAAGAGUGCGUCAAACUAGCCGUAUCCUAAGUGAAUCCAGUAUCCCAACUGAACUUGUGUGGUGGAAUGGUGGUCGACUAUUCUGGGGAUAGUGAAUCCCGGUAAAAUUCAGAGGGAUGGGAAACGUAAACCAGAGUUGAGAUUUCCAUCCAGAUAUGUCGUCGUCUAAGAGUGAUAAGAUAAACGGAUCCAAUGUUGAUUGAGAUCUGUAUAACAGCGAAGAGUCCUCACGUACUGUAGUGAGAGAGUGAAAUAAUCCGCUUACCCAUAGUACGAUCCUGUUCCAUGCCCGACCUGUUGAAAUUCGUGUAGGGGUUCCUGGUCUACACGCCACCUUCAAGAUAGGGUAUAACAUAGUGAGACCCCUAGGUCCCUGCAUCCAUGACUGUCCGGGCACGUAUCUCCCAGAGUAGGCCCCCGGUCAAGGGACCCAGGAAUGUGAGUUCAAUAACCGAAGUCAAGGUCUCCCUAUAGAGGGAUAUCUCUCUUCUUAGCUUGGAGUCCCGCGAACACAUAUCAUUCUCCAAUACGCAGGCAAGGCAAUACGCAGGCAAUCCCACUUGAUUGGGAAAAACUGUCUGCACAGUUUGUUGGCAAUGGUCCAGAUAUCUAAAACAGAAUGCAAUUGACUGUUUUAUAUAGUGCAGAUUAUACCAAAACCUGCACUCUUGUAUACCUGAGGCUCAUCCGUUAGCCGUACCAUCUCCAGGAGUGUAUGUAAAUAAACGGGAGUCUCCUCCCCGUUAUACCUCUGGGAGUAUUUAUUGUGUGGGGUACAGUGGUCUGGAUCCAGUAGAUCCCUUACAGAAGGUGAAAUAGAGGGAUCCAGUCUAAAUAUGUAUCCUGCCUGAUCAGGCAGCCCUCUAUAACGAAAUCGGUAGCACGGUCGUAAGAUCUAAUUGAAUGCAGGAGGGACGCCCCUCUAUGCAGUCAUCGUUGUCCUGUACAGGUACAAGCCUGUGUGAUGAACAAAUGGACGGCACCGUACUGCGUUGAGUGUAUGAGAGAGCCGCGCACUCUAAUAAUGUGA